UCAGGAAACAUGCAUAUGAAUAUUCUGAAGAGUAUCCCACUAAACUCACCGUAAAUUCAACUCAAGGUGGUUUACGAAAAUCUUAAGGGGGUGGUAAGAUGACCAGAGAGAAUAUUAAAGGAAGAACUAAAAUUCAAGUAGAAUACAGGACGUCACAAAAAAACGAUCUCAUCAGAAGUGAAGACACGCCCAUCACUGUGGUUUUAUCUCGCCCAGCUGUCAAUUAUGCAAAUGUCGCUCUUUACGGUGGUCUGAGCAAACAGUGGUAGUGUAGCGUCUAGUGCUGGACUUUACUACGGACAGUUUGACACUCUGCACAUCCUUCGUGGAAGAACAGUAGAAUCCGAUAACUACAAACGCUACGUGCAAAGUAAGGUAACUGUACUGAAUCAACAUGCCUGUGGUCAACUACAACAACAACAUCCGCACCUCGCAGCGCCCUGGAAUAUCCCUGGAGGAGUCUCAGGACUUCUACAAGACCUGGGCCGAGACCUAUGACCAGGACACCACCAACUCGAACUACAACGGUCCCGCAGCAACAGCCAACCUUGUUCUGAAGCUGUUUGAAGGCAAGACUGACGGUGUGCGUAUCCUGGAUGUGGCCGCUGGUACCGGAAUGUCGGGAGAGGCGCUCCAGAAAGUCGGGUUCCGUUCCAUGGACGCCCUUGAGCCCAGUGAGGACAUGCUUCUGCUGGCGAAAGAGAAAAACGUCUACGGCCGUCUGAUCCAAGACUUCCUAGGUACAAAUCGCCUGGAUAUUGUGGAUGGAGAGUACGAUGCCACCGUGAUGGUUGGUGGGAUGGUCGAGGGCCAUGUUGGUUGUGACUGUCUGGAAGAGCUCAUCAGGGUGGUGAAACCAGGAGGAUUUGUGGUGAUCUGUAUGCGGGAGGUGAACCUGCGGAAAGUGCCGGAGUACCGCAAACUGGAACCCCGCAUGAAGACCCUGCAGAAUGAAGGAUGCUGGGAACCCGUGUCACGUGUCGUUUUCUCCAACUACUGCGAAGGGGAAGAAGGAAUCAUCUUUGUGUAUCGCGUGUGUUGAUUGGAGCAAGAAAUAACGGCAAAUAUGUUCACAAAAUAUGAGCUAGGUGCAAUCAUGACCAACUGAUAACCAUUUAUGGCUUUUCUACUGUCACUGACUUAUUAUACUGUUGUUAGAACUCCUAUAUCAGCAAUAUUUGCUUUCCCAGCUUGGUGUUGAAUCGUCAAUAUAUAUGAACUGGUGGACUGUGUGCGCGAGGUGUACCUAAAGAAGUCAUUCCAAAUGAAGUUUGAUACGCACAAUUAGGACUGCAUACUUCCCACAUCAUGACUCACAGGACAAUCAUAUUCGGUUAUAUUCUUUGCAUGUUCAGAUGCAUACUUCUUGGUGAAUCUCUAGAACAGAAAUUAAGGGCUCAGAACUUCUUUUAAAAAGAAAAUAUAUAUUGUAUAUCUGUAUUCAGGAAAUGAUAGACACCUGUUUAUUGAAUAAACUUUAUGUC
Molecule: messenger RNA, 1484 nt
Organism: Branchiostoma floridae (Florida lancelet)
Lineage: Eukaryota; Metazoa; Chordata; Leptocardii; Amphioxiformes; Branchiostomatidae
Product: methyltransferase-like protein 27
Exons: 6
Coding region: 395-1042 (215 amino acids)
Source: RefSeq, a predicted model, not a curated record